GCUCUCUGCUGCUCCGUCUCUCUCACUCUCACUCUCCUCUAUGCUGCUAUUCUGGGAAGUGGCGCUUGGAAUAACCCCCGUGUGCGUAUGAGUGUGUGUGUGCGUGUGUAUGUGUCUCCUGAUUUCACCCUGACACACGCACACAUACACACUCACAACACAGUCAGACACACACAUUUACUGUCUGUCUGACUGCAGGAGUGGAGCUCUGGCAACAGAAAUCCGCUCGCAGAGGAUUCCUUCCAAUUUUACGCGCAACUUUUUUCCUCGUCGGCUUCUUCUCUGCGACGUUUCCAGCGCUCCCCCCUCGACUGUUGUGGAUUUCUAACAACCACCCCCUGGCUGUUUGUAGCGGAGCGACGAGCGAAGCUCGCCCGGAAUCGGAUCUGCUGUCACCGGGCUGCUUGUUGUCAUUUUCGCACGGAGACGCGCAGCCGGAGCGCAGACAGAAGGGGCACUUUGUGGACUUGAUAAACUGGAACAGAAAGCAACCGAUUGCACCAGGCUGACCUCAGGCCGUUAAAGGUUUCCAGUUGGGUUUGUGGCGGGCAGAAAUGUCAGAGCUGUGGAUUCCAGCGGCGGGCAGAGAGGCUGCUACAGUAUGUGGCGGGAGACUGCGUUGCUGAUGGCCACAUAAGGACACUUUCUGUCGGGACUCCCGUUAGAACCAAUCUGACAGAGCGCAGACCGAAAGGUCUUUUGGUGAGAAAACUGAAGGACUUUUGAAGCUACAGAAAAAGGAUCUACAAGCACCUUUCCCUCAAGAAAAGUCACUCAAGGUUUCUUCUGCUCUUAGAUGAACUGGACAGAAGAACGACAGAGAGCAGCGUUCGUGUUUUUACAAAAUGGCAGAAGGAGAGAAACCUCUCUGAUGUUAUCCGCUGAAGCUCCUCUUUCUGCUCCACUUGAUAAUUCCUGUUUCCAGCUUGACUCUAUGAUCAGUCUUUCUGAGAAAUGGAUGGAUAUUUUAUGUUUCUGUAAACUUGUUGGCAGCCAGCAAAGGUUCCGCUAUCAUGCCUGGUAGUUUUGGGACCUUGUAACCCUCAAAGACCUACCCUCCCAAAUUCCCUGCCAUCCCCUCUUCUCUCCCUCUUCUAAACCACGGAGAGCUUCAAGAAAAUGGAGGCUCGUGAAUUACCUGCGACAGGACAGAAAUGCCCAAACAAGGAACUACCAAGGGAGAAGGUACCUCUACAAAGAAAAUGGGCGUCAGAGCCUUCUGCAAACACCAAACGAAGCACUUUUGCUGACCUGGAGGCUCCUGGAGGAUCAGCACCCCAGCAGAAGUACCCAAUCACAGGGAAUUCUGGAAAGCUGCUAUCUGGACCAUCUGCAGUUGGGGCCAUAGGAGGCCCGCCAUCUCAAGACCCACAAGGCCCCUUUGCUCAAGGGUUCCCCAGGGGAUAUCCUUACCAACUUGGCCAGCCAUACCCUCAACAUCCUCAAUCUGAACGGUUUCUCUCAGGAGCCAAACCACAGCCAGGCCUAGAGCCUCAUGCCUGGCCAUUUGCUGGCCAGUUGCCCUCGGAUGACCUAUUCCCAGGACACCCAGGACACACUCACCCACAUGGAGCUGGUGCAGGGAGGUUCCCUCGGCACAAAUCUCCUAGUUUACCCAGCUCCUUUGGACAGUAUUCUCAGUCAGGCCCGGAGCCCGGAGAAGAGGCCUAUGGCAAAAAAGAGCAAAAGCCAAAAAAGCCUGGCAAGUACAUCUGCCACUACUGUGGACGAGCUUGCGCCAAGCCCAGCGUCUUGAAGAAGCACAUCCGCUCACAUACUGGAGAGAGGCCAUACCCUUGUGUACCCUGUGGCUUUUCUUUCAAAACCAAGAGCAACCUUUACAAGCAUCGCAAGUCCCAUGCUCAUGCCAUCAAAGCUGGACUCGUACCAUUUUCAGAGCUAGCUGUGGCCCGUAGUGGGGACAUGGACCAGGCAUCCCCAGUGGGCGAGGCUGAGGUCCAUUCAGAUGGAGAACAGAGUACCGAUACAGAUGAGGAAGGCGUGGAGCCCACCACCAUGCUAACAGACAAAGACAGUCCCACCCUGCAGAUCUCCUUUGAAGCUGACAAGAAUACAGGUGGUGCUGAACCAGCAUAUGCAGAUUCACCUGAAGAGCUACCCAUUGGAUCUAUGAAAGUGCCUAUUCUUAUUGUUCCCAAGCCUGGGGGAGUUCCCUCCACAGGGAUGGAGUGCCCCCCCUUUCAUGACAUAAAAGUGUCACACCACAUGUUAGCAUCAAAGGCUGGUGGAAGAGCACGUUCACUGGAUGACUCCCCAACCAUCAAACAACGUUUGGCCCUGAGGCUAAGUGACAAAAAAGGACAGGACACUGACCUUGCCAUGUCCCAGUCACUUAACCUCCUCAGUCCUCACAGCAAAGGCAGCACAGACUCUGGCUACUUUUCACGCUCUGAGAGCGCAGAGCAGCAGAUCAGCCCUCCAAAUACCAACGUCAAGACGUACGAGGAGAUUAUGUUUGGUCGAACUUGGUACUACCGACCAAGCUCCAGGUCAAGACACUCUAUAACAGUAGGCAUGGCAGGGGCAGACCCUACUAGCCUGACUACCCUGAAGCAACCUGGUGCAAUUCUGGAAAUAGGGAAGAUAGCUGAGGAUCAUAUCUCUUUUAGAGGAGAUGUAGGAAUCUCAGAAGAUCCAAAGCAGUAUCCAACUGGGCCAUGUCAAAGCAGUACAGGACUUCUAGAGCCUCCAUCAGAUUCUGGGCAUCUUAUUAGGAGUAACUCCAUGCCAACUUCCACCCCUCCUAACCUCAGUGUUCCCCAAGGGAUACGGGGUAGCCAAUCCUUUGACAAUGUUGUGACAGAUGAUGUGUUUUACCCACCAGGCCAUCGUAGGCUCACAAGACAGAGUGCAUUUGAAAAUUCAACCAAUGAAGCCCACGUAGGAGAGGCCGAGGGUUUUGGACACAUGCCUAAGAAUUUAACUUCGUCUCUGGGUAUGAAGAUUGGUGAACGCAGCCCAGGAGUUCCAGAACAUGUUCCCUUUAGUUAUGGUACUAAAGUUAGUAUGUCAGAAAUAGCCACAAGAAAAAGGAGGAAAGAAAAGAGUGUUGGGGAUGAUGAGGACAGCCCUGGACACUGCGACAGUAGCUGUAGUGGUUCAGUGGAAAUGAUAGGGGACUAUGACUUUAAACAAGGCAGUUUUGAUGGGUCCAGAGCCACCCCAACAGGGAAAGGUUCCCUUCAUAGUGCACACAGUCAGUCUGACAGCUUUGAUACCUGUGCCAGCAUGUGCUCCGAGGACAUUGCACUAUUUACCGACUCUGAGGGCAGAAAAACAGCUGGGAAUGUCAUAUCAGUUAUCCAGCAUACCAACUCCCUCAGCCGUCCAAAUUCCUUUGACAAGUCAGAGUCUUUUGAACAGCCAGCAUAUCAGCCUUCAGAUAAAGCUCCAUGUACUCAGUACUCUGAGCAGUCUGACACAGAGAUCUUUGAAGAUGCUCUAAGUCCUGAAUCCACCCUUCUGAGGACAGAGAGCAUGGAGCAACAGCCACAAAGUGACAGUGACUUGGCCUCCCUUUCAUCGUCAUCAGCUGCAGCCUCACCUGGACAGCCUUAUCACAUCCCACCCAAACUAGUCAGACAACCAAACAUCCAGGUUCCUGAAAUCAGGGUGACAGAGGAGCCAGACAAGCCUGAUAAGGACACAGAAGCUCCAAUGACCAAGGAGCUGGAGAAGCAGCAGCAUGUCGAGGAGUUUCAGUUGCCACAGAGAAGCGACACACUAUCCCAAAUGCCAUCAGAAAAGCUCCCACCCAAGAAGAAGAGGCUCCGCCUAGCAGACAUGGAACACUCAUCUGGAGAAUCAAGCUUUGAAUCGACUUGCACCAGCCUUUCUCGUAGCCCCAGUCAAGAGAGUAACUUGUCCCACUCCUCUUCCCUUUCCAUGUCAUUUGACAGAGAUGAAGGUCUCAAGUCUGUCUCACCAACUAAACAGGAUGAUUCUUCAGUAUCUGGUGGUGGACCAAAGCAAUCAGAGUUCCUGACUGUGCCAGGCAGUGGUUAUUCUAGCCACCACCAGCAGAGGGAAAUGAGGAGGUCUUCAUCAGAACAGGCACCAUGCACGCUGCCUAUGGAGUUGCCUGAAAUGCGCAGUAAAUCCUUUGACUAUGGAAGCUUGUCAACCUCAAGACAGGGAGAACUGUACUCCAGUGCUUCUGCAAUGAAGGAACGUCGGCGUGGAUAUCUUGUUAGACAGGCUUCACUGAGUGUUUAUCCAGAGGCAGUUACCCAGGAGCCAGGGGGCGCAGAAACGUCAAUCAAACAGGAGAGUUUGGAGCAUGGGGGAUGGCCUGGCCCAGCAGGAUCCCCCCACAGCAGCAGCGAAGCAGUCAGCAGAGCCAAGAGAACUGGGAUUGGUGCUGAUAUAGGACCUCACCAACAUCAGCAGCACCACCAGCAUAUUCUCCAACAGAGUGUCAGCGAAGACAGCCUUCCAGAGGAACCUCUCUAUAGCAGGUCCCAGCAGCAUCGCUUGCAAGCCCAAAGCUCGUCAUCAGAGGGAGAGCAUCCAGGUCAUGAGGUCAUGAGUAAAGAUAUGAUGCAGCAGUACCAGAGUGGCCCUCCUUUCCUUUCUUUCCCACAGCCAGGCCUCUUCUGGAAUCAGGAGGCUGAACAGACACCAAGACAGCAGCAGACCCAGCAGGCCCAACUGCAACUCCAAAAACUCCACAUCAGAUCACCUGGAAAUGUACCCGGUCUCCCACUUCACAAACAGCAGCCACUCCACUCCCUGCAACAAGUCCACGAUCAACAGCCAUAUGAUGGAAAAUCAGAAAAUCCGACCUCUCAGAUUUACCCUGCUUCUUUUUCAGCUCGCAGCUCUCCUCUGUCAGCCUCGCUGUCCACCACCUCCUCCAUGCUUCUGCAACAGAUCCAACCCAUAUUUGCCACCCAGAACCUGGGCUCACAGGCCUCUUUGCCUGGUUUGCUGGUUCCUGUACGGAUCCAAACCCAUGUGCCAUCAUUUGGUAGUGUUAUGUACACCAGUGUUAGCCAGCUGAUAGCUUCUCAUGGUAGUGGAGCACAAGGUUUGGGUUCAGCCAGGCCAGGCAGUACUGACAACAGCAACAUGUCUCCUCCGGUUGGUGUUGUGAGUGUCACGAAGCCACAUGGAGGAGUUGGAGGAGGUUUCAACUUAGCACAUUUCCUAGGGCAGACAGAUGGUGCAGUGCUCCGGCACCCACUCUGGAAGGGUCCAGAUUCACUACCAGAGCAACGUCUAAACACAGGGAUCCCCCUAUCACUAACAUCAGGCACUAUAUCCACCACAGAUGCCUCAGGGUCUGCUAUCGGAGGGGGCAAGCGCAUGCUCUCUCCUGCCAGCUCACUUGAGCUCUUCAUCGAGACUAAGCAACAGAAAAGAGUAAAGGAGGAGAGGAUGUAUGGACAGAUUGUCAAGGAGAUGAGUGCUGUGGAGCUAAGUGGAACUGAAGGUGGCAGCAAGCCUGACAAGGGACAAGCAAGAGGUCUGAAGAGCGAAGGCUCCAUGGAUGAUUCUGAAAGGAUGUCCUCUUCUCCUCCAUUAAGUGACUUCCCAGUUGCUACCAAGAUUGCCAUUCCUGUCCGUUCCUCUGCCCCCCAUCUCUCUGAUGUCCCUCGGGCUCAGAGCUUCACUCCUCCGCUCCAGAUUGUCACAGACCGUUCUCCAGCUUCAGGUGGCCGCGACUCCCCAGAGGAGCUUGACGUGGACGAUUCAGUCCAAGAGCCCAGCUCCAGCCCAGAGUCCAUGGUUUCCUCUAACGACGCAGAAGACGCUGACAGCACGAAGCAGCCUACUUCAAAUAAAAUGCCUGUCAGCAUGCUGGUUCAGCUCGAUGCCAACCAAAGCCCAGGAUUACCCGGAGCAGCGGGUCAGACUCUGCUGCUCACAGAUGUGGCAGAUGUCCAGCAGCUUUUCCAGUUCCCUAGCUUACGCACAAUGAGCAGAGUCAGCUGGUGUUUCCUGAACUACACCAAACCCAACAGCACCCAGGCAGCUUUGCGUAGCUCCGUCUACAGUUCAUGGUGUGUCAGCUCAUACAAUCCCAAUCCUCUGAACCUGAGUACCAAGGCUUCACUGGCUCUGCUGCGGUCCAAACAGAAGAGGAACACUGAUUCGAUGUACACAACGGCAGCCAUGUCUCCACCCAGCUCUGGAAAACUGGUGUCUUCUGUAGCCUGGAAACUGCGGUUUGAUCAGCUGAAGCCAGAGCUGAUGCCAGUGGAUGUCAGUCAUUUUGGGAGGAAGAUGAAGGGAGUGGUUUCAUGGGAUCGUUCGAAGGAGGAGCAGGUGGAGAAGGAGGUCUCAGUCAAACAGCCUGCUGCUGAACCGACACGCAUCAAGAUCUUCGAAGGCGGCUAUAAAUCCAAUGAGGACUACGUCUACGUCCGCGGUCGCGGGCGAGGGAAAUACAUCUGCGAAGAGUGUGGCAUCCGCUGCAAGAAGCCCAGCAUGCUGAAGAAACACAUCCGAACGCACACCGACAUCCGACCCUAUGUCUGCAAGUUCUGCAACUUUGCAUUCAAGACGAAAGGAAACCUGACGAAGCACAUGAAGUCUAAGGCUCAUAUGAAAAAGUGUCUGGAGUUGGGAGUCUCCAUGUCUUCUGUUGAGGACACUGAGGCAGACGAAGGAGAUGUCGGAGAUGAAGGCCAGAGGUCUUCAGAGAAGAAUUCCAGAGGUGAGAUGGCAGAGCACCAGUUUUCAGAUGCUGAUGACUCAGAGGGUGGUGAAGAAGAUGGUGAUGAGGUGGAUGAUGAAGACGACGACGAAGAAGACUAUGAUGGUGACUCCACCCCAAAGACUCGCUCGCGCUCCACCAGCCCGCAGCCUUAUGGCCUGCCCUCCCUUUCUGUCACAGCUGUGGCCGCCUCCCAACCUGUUCCUCACUUCUCUUACCAUUCAGCGUCCGACCUCCUGGGAAACACGAGCAGGCCGCCUCUGUUUGGCUAUUUCACCACCGUGCCGAGUAUCCAGAUCACACCGCAGGCUCCGCCUACCGACCUGGCUGGGCGGGAGUACAGUCAGUCAGAGUACCAGAGAGGCCAGCAGCGGCCGCAGGGUAGCAGGUUGCUGGUUCCACCCUCCUCCUCCUCCAUGGAUGAAGACCUUCCCGUCCCCUCCCCGGAUCUCUCCUCCCCCUCAUCACGGCUUUCCUCACCCGGUUUGGACAACUCUGGCUGCCCAUCCCCCAUUUCCCCAUCCUCCUCACCCUCAGCCCGCCGUUACCUCUCCCCACGUCGUGACCUCUCACCCCGCGCAGGACACCUGUCACCCCGGCGGGACAUUUCUCCUCUUCGUCACAUCUCCCCUAAGAGAGACCUGGGAGCAGCAGGGGGAUACAGACGAGACCUUUCCCCAAGAAGGGGACACCUGUCACUGCUUUCUCCCUUGUCUCGGCCCACGUCUCCAUCGGGAAGGGAUUACAAGCGAGACCUUUCACCACGAGGCCGCCACAGGGGGAUGAUCCGGCCUGUGUCUCCUCGCAGAGGACUUCACCAACACCUCCACCACCAAAGCCAGCAGAGCGGGGCGCGGGGCCUGAGGCCGAGUCAUCAGACUGGUGCGUUGGGUCAGGGAGAGUUCAGCGCUCUGGGACGUCACACAGCCAGCACAGAAAUGGAGACGGAACAUCCGGGUUCACCGUCAUCAGGGGAUCAGGGUAGCCGUGGUAACCAGUCUAGCCCACCCCACCAAGUCCUCUACAGUCACCUUCCCCUACAUUCUCAACUACAGGUGCGCUCGCCUUACCCAAUGAUCCCCAUCGGUGGAAUCCAGAUUGUACACUCUGUUCCUGCGUCCGUUAACACCCCUCUGGCCCAGCAGGGGGCUUUGCAAGCUGCUCGGAUGUCACUGCAGAAGAGCAUAUCGGAGGACUCCAUCACCAGCGAGGCACAUUUCACCUCCUUUUCAGAGAGGGGCGGGCACGGAGCAGUAGUGGGAGAAACAGUGAGGGAUUCAGCAUCACCUCUCCGCUCCUCACAGGAGAAGGAAGGAGGAGGAGGCGUGAGGCAGGAGCAGGAGCAGGAAGAGGGAAUCCAGACGUGCACCAAGGCCAUCGCCUCCCUCUGCAUUGACUCCAAGGAGUUUGCUGAGAGAGGAGGAGGUGGAGGCAGAGUGGAUGACGGGAAAGACGGAAGCAGAGCGCCUUCCUCCUCUUCCUCUCCGUCAGCUUUGUCCCCAGACUCCCAUCAACACCAUUCGCCAUCUCCCCACCCAUCACCAUCUCCUCCUCAAGGUCCUGGUAUUCAGCACUUUAGCAGCCUGGAACUCAGGCCUCCCCACUCAUCAGUCCCAGCCUCUCCUCACUCGCCCUCUUCCUCCUCCUCAUCCCCUUACCCUCCGAGCCCCGGAUCUGACAGCCUGCAGCCUCCAAUGGCAUCCAAACCUCUCAAGAUGGAGAGAGACAGAGAGGCAGAAAGCACAAAGAGAAGCAAAGACGUGUCGUAGUGCUGCAGAGGAGGACCAAGGGGAGGAGGAGAAACGAUGGAUGUCUCCUUUUUUUGUUUGUUUGUUUUCGGAUAAUAGGAAGGGAUGAAGUGCAACAGGAGAGAGAAAAACUGACUUUUGCACACUUUACACACAAUUUCUUCUCACAUUUUCUCUCUCUUACACACAUAAAAACAUAAAGACUCAAACGGACCUCUUGAUGUUCGUGUACAGCAUGCCUGUUUUAAACGGGGCCUGCUCUCAGAGACUUUCUUAUUUAAAGACUUUAAAGAGCAUACACAUGUACGGUAACUCCCACCAACGUGAGCCCGACCAAAAUCUGCUAAAAACAAAACAAAGGACUCUAGUUAAACGGUACGACGAAGAAAAACAAAAAACCAUCGGACAGCUACGUGUGUGCCUUUUCUUUAAUUUCUCUAUCUCUCUCUCUUUUUUUUUUGCUUAUGUUCUUAUAAGCAAACAAAGCAGGAAAGUAAAUGUAAAUAAAGUACAAUACUAUCACGUAUCAGCUUUGUAAUAAAUGCAACCCCCUCCCUCCUCCUCAUCCUCCUCCCCCUUUCAUCCCUGUUUUUUCUUUCUCUCUCUCUCUUUUUUUUGGACACCUUAAACUUAAAAGUCUCGACAAGCGAUGUGAAGUUAUGGAUAUGAUUAUUACGUACGGUUGCACUAAAACAUAUUUUUAUAUGAGUGAAAUUUAAAAAAUGGCUUUUUUGUGUACAGCAGCAAUCCUAUAAUACUAUUUAUUAUUAUUGUUACCAUGUUUCAUAAAUUGUACAUUUUUUCUUAAAUGUCGUGGAUGCCUUUUUCUAUGUAAAGCAUGGGUUUUUUGCUAUCGCUUACAUUAGGGCGAGGAUAUGCACACUGUAAUAUGGCUUUUUAUGUUAGACCUAUUUAUAUACGUCUAAGUGAGCCCCCUCUACUUGGAGGUAUAUACACAUAGAAGAUUUACCAGAAUAUUUACCCAGCAUAUUAAUACAUACAGUAUAUAGAAUCUAUCAACCUGUCUGUCUAUCUAUCUAUCUAUCUAUCAUCUAUCUAUCUAUCUAUCUAUCUGCACUUAACAUGUAGAAUGACAUUCACAUUAAGGUUAUGGUAGUUUGCUUGUACAUUUUCUCUGGUGCUCUUUGCCUGCCCCCUGCUUGUGAUUUUUCCUCUUUUUUAUCUUAACUUUUGUGGUAUUAUGUCUUGUUUUUCUUUUGAUUUUUAGAAGGCACAGAUUUGCGCACAGCAUUAAGUGAAUGCCUUCUUGCACCUUGGCUUUUUUUCCUUCUUUUUUUGUGCUUAAAUGUUGGUUUUAACUCUGCCCCGCCUCUCUCCAUACACCCCCACACUCCUCCCGCCCAACCGAUGCAUCCAUCUGCAACCAAGAUUAACAUCAGGCGGAGGCAAAGGUAGCUCCACAUUCUUGAAUGAAUGCCAGAUAUGUAAACGGGAAAAACAUUCCAGUCCAUGUAAAUACCCAGUCAUCUCCCCCUAAACUCACACAUACACACAUUUUUUUGUUAUUGAUGCACAUUUUUGGGGCAAUGGCAAUCAACCCACUGAAACUCUUACUGAAUGGAUUUAUUUCAAGGGGGACACACAUGCAAACACAUGCAUCAAACUUUCUGACAAAUGCACCUUAUAUUUCUCCUGUGGACGUCCCGGUAUUCAUCGGUUUUUCUUUCCUUUUCUUUUGCAGCGAACUUUGAACGAAGUGUUUAGGGGGAGAUCUGCUCUGUGCUCUUCACCCUAAACUGUCGGAGAAUAUUAAGAAUACAUACAACAGUCGUGAUUUUAAGGCUUUCUGCACUGCUUUUUUGGCCCGCCUGUGGUCCCUCCUCAUCUCCUGAAUAUCCAUUUUGUAGCUAAGCAAUAUUUAGCCAAAACUCUGCUCACCAGCAGGGAUUGUAUUUGUUGCAAGGCAACAACAGCAUACUUAAAAAUCCUAAAAUCAGGAGAAGAAGGGAGCGGUUGGGACAACAACUCUUUACUCUUGUUGACAGUUUCGGGCCGAGUCGGGCAGGCUGCAAUGUGAGUGUGUAUCUCUGUAUUCUGUACCAGUGUGUAUUCGACCAGUAUAUCCUCUUCUUACGACGUUUUUUCUAUUUCGAUCCUCCCUCUGUUAUGUACACUUAUCCUGAUGACAAUGAUGUCUUUAAAAACUCUUUCUCUCUUUCGAAGAUAUCAAAGCACAAGUCAUUGUAUAGAAAUGACAACAAUACAUAAAAAGGACAAAAAAAAGAGGUAAACAUGCAUAUAAAAGGGUAACUUUUGUGAUGGUGUUCUGUGGAAUUAAUACAAAUAUCAUGUAUGACCCCAGUUGCAACAAGGAAUCGCAGUAGAAGUGGAAGAAAUGGAUUGUUGUUUUCAAAUAAAUAUGAAUAGUAUAA
Messenger RNA from Oreochromis aureus, 10823 nucleotides. RefSeq names its product HIVEP zinc finger 2a (gene hivep2a). Gene Ontology annotation, biological process: regulation of transcription by RNA polymerase II. Gene Ontology annotation, cellular component: nucleus. Lineage: Eukaryota; Metazoa; Chordata; Actinopteri; Cichliformes; Cichlidae. The coding region runs from base 1120 to 8451 and encodes 2443 amino acids. The transcript has 18 exons. Gene Ontology annotation, molecular function: DNA-binding transcription factor activity, RNA polymerase II-specific; RNA polymerase II cis-regulatory region sequence-specific DNA binding. The record is from RefSeq and is a predicted model, not a curated record.